Messenger RNA from Quercus robur (English oak), 3431 nucleotides. RefSeq names its product calreticulin-3-like. The record is from RefSeq and is a predicted model, not a curated record. Gene Ontology annotation, biological process: protein folding; DNA topological change. The coding region runs from base 877 to 1965 and encodes 362 amino acids. Gene Ontology annotation, cellular component: endoplasmic reticulum membrane; endoplasmic reticulum. The transcript has 20 exons. Gene Ontology annotation, molecular function: DNA binding; ATP binding; DNA topoisomerase type II (double strand cut, ATP-hydrolyzing) activity. Lineage: Eukaryota; Viridiplantae; Streptophyta; Magnoliopsida; Fagales; Fagaceae.
UUCUUUUGAUCUUGUUCAAGCUUUCGGGACAGAAGGUAUGAAUACAAAGGACUUCACAAGGUUUGGAAAGGGAAGUUGUCAGAAGCCAAGGCUAGUGGAAAUUCUAUAAAAAUCCAGGAAGCACAAGGAUAUGGUAGUGCUUUAUGAUUCAUUACAACUUGCCCAUAAGUGUAUACUGAAUUCCUUCUAUGGUUACGUCAUGCGCAACUGAGUUUGGUGAUUUCCAUUUGGUUUAAUGUAUUAAUUGCAUGGAGCCUGUUGUUACAGUGGCUUCUGUGUUUGUGUUAUCUCUCAAACAUUUAUUUCUUCCAGGGGUGCAAGAUGGUACUCAAUGGAAAUGGCUGGAGUAGUUACGUAUAGAGGAGCAAAAAUAAUUCAGAAUGCUCGCGUAUUGGUUGAAAAAAUUGGAAAACCACUUGAAUUAGAUAGAGAUGGUAUCUGGUGUGUGCUCCCUGGAUCUUUUCCGGGGAACUUUACUUUCAAAACCAACCAAAUUUAAAUGCAUCAUCCAAGGUUUUCUUAAGUGAGCGUGCUGUUCCUGUUGCAAUAUUUGAAACUGAUGCUGAAAUAAUGGUUUCUUUUUGUGCGGAGAUGGUGCAAGUAAUACUCAGAUGUGGGCAUUCGAUCCAUUAUUGACUGGUCUUAUUACAAGCAAAGGCUUAGUUCAGCAAUUCAGAAAGUUAUUACCAUUCCUGCAGCAAUGCUUCAGGUUGCGAAUCCCGUCCCUAGAGGGUAGUACAUCCUGAUUGGCUGCAUAAGAAGGUUCGUGAGAAGGAGGACAAGUUUCGAGAACGCAAAUUACUUGAUAUCUUCAGCUCGUUGAACAGGGAUGAAUUUUUGAAAAAGAAUAGUGAUGCUGCUGGCGCCAAUGGUGUGAUGAAUGAAGAAAUUGUUAAAGACUUGGAGGACUUUGGAAACAACAGCAGAAAAUCUCCUGCAGACUGGGAGGAUAGGGAAUAUAUUGAUGAUCCUAGUGAGGUUAAACCUGAGGGAUAUGAUUCAAUUCCAAAAGAAAUUCCAGACCCAAAAGCUAAAGAGCCUCAUAACUGGGAUGAUGAAGAGAAAUGUGCGUGGAAACCCCCAAAGGUACCUAAUCCAGCGUAUAAAGGACCAUGGAAGCCCAAGAAAAUUAAGAACCCCAAUUAUAAAGGAAAAUGGAAGACUCCUUGGAUUGAUAAUCCAGAGUUUGAAGAUGACCCUGAUGUUUAUGGGCUUAAGCCAAUUAAGUAUGUAGGAAUUGAGGUUUGGCAGGUAAAGGGUGGGUCAGUUUACGACAAUGUUUUGAUCUGUGAUGACCCAGAUUAUGCAACACAAGUUGUGGAAGAAGUAUUUGCAAACAGGGAGAUUGAAAAAGAGGCCUUUGAGGAAGCAGAGAAAGUGAGAAAAGCACGAGAGGAAGAGGAAGCUCAAAGAGCAAGACAAGAAGGUGAAAGGAGGAGAAGAGAGCGGGGUUAUGAUCGACGGUACAGGGAUAGAUAUAAGGACAGAUACAGAAGGAAAUUUCUACUGAACAAACGUGAAAUGGAGUUGUUGAAGUUAGAAAACAAGGUUAGGUUUAUCCUUGCAGUUGUGAAGGGAGAGAUCAUUGUAAGUAAUAGGAAGAGAGCUGCUCUGUUUGUUGACCUGCAAACAAAAGGUUUCACUCCUUUUCCAAAGAAAACUAAAGUUGUUGAGGCAGAAGUUGCUGGUGCAACUGAUGAUACAGAAGAAACAGAAGUGAAAUCUCCUGCUGACAGCAGUAGUAAUGGGGUACAGAUAAGUGAUUAUGAGUAUCUACUGGCCAUGGCAAUUGGAAGCUUGACCAUUGAGAAGGUUCAGGAGUUAUGCGCUGAAAGGGAUAAGGUCAAUAAGGAGGUUGAUGAUUUGAGAAAGGAAACUCCAAAGUCCUUUUGGAGGACAGAUCUUGAUGCUUUGGAGGGGCAACUCGAUGAGCUAGAGAGAAGUGAUGUGAGUCAGAGGAGUUAAGAAAGAAAAUGAGAGGCAAAGCAAGGGGUGAAGCUGCUAUGAAGUCUGCUAGACAAGCACCCAAGAACCCACGGAAGAACAAUAAUAAGAAGGCAAAUAAUGCAGAAUCUGUUGCAGAAGCUGUCUCGUCAUCUGUGGCUGCAAGGGAAAUUGAGAAAGCUCCUGAGGCAGCAAAACCCAAAGACAGAGCAGGCUCUAGGAAAGCUCCUGGUAAGCCAUGGAGACUGAAGUGCCCAAAGUACCAGCCAAGAAGAAAGAACGUCGCAAAAGGGCUGCUGCUGCACAGAAGAAGAAGCCCUUGGCAACUGUUUCGGAGAUAUCUGAUGAUGAUGAUGAUGAUUAAACUGGCUUUAAUGACAUUGAUGAUGAUGAUGAUGAUGAUGAUGAUGAAGAUAGUGAGAUAGAAGUUGUAGCUACUCCAGAAGCGAGGAAAAAGGGCGGGGAAAACUGGCUGCAAAUGCUAAGGCAGUUAAGGCCCCUGCAGCGGCAAAGAAGAGAGGUGCAGCGAAUAAGCAGCAGCCUCAGACAUUGGCCCAGAAGCUUUUAACUGACAUGUUAAAGCCUGCUGAAAAUUCCAGGAUUUCACUGGAGAAGAAAGUGAGAAACAUGAGGGCAUCUCCAUUCAACAAGAAAAGUGGUUCUGUGUUGGGAAGGGUUGGUAAGGUAAAUCAAGUGACUGAAAAUGAAGAAAAUUCGGGUUCUGCUUCUACUUCUGCCAGUACUGAAGAAACUAUUGAAGUUGCACCAGCAAGAGCAAGACCUCAAAGGGUGAACCAAGUUAGAAAACAAGAAAGAGUAUGACAGAAUAUGAUCCGCGUCUUGUGGCUCCAACCUGGUUGUACCUGGCAUCAAAAGCAGCAGAAAGCACAGUGCAGAUGCUGAUGAAAAGUAUGACUCAAUUAACUUGGUGCUAUGGGCCAGGUAGUUGCCCAUCAAAGAGGGUCGCAUGGGCUAGAGAAUUGAUAGACGAAGAAGCAGAACAGUUCCUCAUGCCUCGUUUCAUUGACCCAGAUUCAGAAAGACCUUGGCUUGCCCAAAGAAUGGCCUUGAGGAUACCAUAUUCUGCGUAAACUUAAUGGAAGGAGACCUGCUUAUGCUUCCCAGCAACUAAUAUAAGAGCUGCAUAAUACGUUUUAUUUUUAAGUCUUUGAUUGGUCAAGUUAUGAGAGAAUAGCAUGGUGCCUUUUGAUGUAUGAACUUCCUCUAUACAUUGUUUGGCUUAUAUUUUGUGAACUUGUCCGAUCAACUUGUGUUAAGAUUCUUUCAAAUAGUGUUUGAAAAUUUCCAGACUUCAUUUUCAGCAAUUCGUGACUGAUGGUUUUGUACAAGCAAGAUGGUUUAUCUAAGUGUUUGAAAAACCAGUUUUAAUUUUUAGUCACAAGCAGUGAGCAUUUUAUAGUUGGGCAAUAAUAGGUCUCAUGUUGACCGCCAUGAAGAUCAAAACUAUAAACACAUGGGUUAUGACU